AUGCAUUCCGCUUCCAUCGUAUCUGUUCUCGGCUUGGCCGUUGCUGCCAACGCCCACAUGAAGAUGAACACCCCCGCCCCCUGGGAGCCCAUCUCCAACGCCCCCUCAGCGAAGGGCCAGGCUUCCGAUCUCAAGUUCACUGGCUCCGCUGUCCACGGCGGUGGUUCUUGCCAGCUCUCCCUCACCACCGACCUUGAGCCCACCAAGGACAGCGUCUGGAAGGUGAUCAAGUCCUUCGAAGGUGGCUGCCCCGCUGCCGGUAUCGCCGGCAACAACGGCGACAACGCCGCCGCCGCUGGUCCCACCGACUACACCUUCGAGAUUCCUCCGACGUCCCUGCCGGAAACUACACCUUCUCCUGGGAGGGUGAUGAUACGGCUUUCCCCAACCCCGGAAAGCGGCGGUGCCACCAAGACUGCCGCUCCCGCUACUCCUGUCGAGGAGACUCCUGUUGAGGAGUCCCCUGUCGAGGACGACGAGGACGAUGAGGAUGAGGAUGACAGCACUCCCGUUAUCGAUGUUCCCGUCAACAACGGCGAGAGCGGUUCCGGCUCUGGCUCCGACUCUGGCUCUGGCUCUGGCUCCGCUGGUGCCUUCGCUCAGGGUACCGCCUGCACCCAGGAGGGAUUCUGGAACUGCAUUGGCGGAAACUCGUGGCAGCGCUGCGCUAGCGGCUUCUGGUCUGCCGUCCAGCCCGUCGCUAGGGGUACCUCUUGCGCUGCUGGCGUCACCCAGAACAUUCAGAUCACCAAGCGUGAUGGAACUCCUUUCCGCCUCAGCGCCAAGUUCCUCAUGUAA
Parascedosporium putredinis is the source of this 798-nucleotide messenger RNA. The record is from the annotation of a GenBank genome assembly. NCBI's taxonomy places the organism in Eukaryota, Fungi, Ascomycota, Sordariomycetes, Microascales, Microascaceae.